CGAUGGCUGGGAUGACGACGCCGAUGGUCACGAUGACGAUGAUGGAUGACAACGAUGAUGUCGGUGAUGACGAUGACGGCGAUUGUAGCGAUGAUGACGAUGUUGUCGAUGCUGGAGGCGAUGAUGACGACGAUCGACGAUGAUGACGAUGAUGAUGACUAUGGCGAUGGGUGGGAUGACGAUUAUGGUGAGAGCUGUGAUGGCGAUGAUGGAAAGAGAGCUGUGAUCACGAUGAUGGCAAGGGCUGUGAUGACGAUGAUGACGAUGAUGUCGAUGAUAAUGACGAUGGUGACGAUGAUGAUGAUGAUGAUGAUGAUGAUGAUAAUGACGAUGAUGAUGACCAUGGCGAUGGGUGUGAUGACGAUGAUGUCGAUGAUGAUGACGAUGAUAAUGAUGAUGAUGGGUGAUGGCGAGGGCUGUGGUGACGAUGAUGGCGAUGAGGAUGGAGAACAGGACGAUGGUCUUGAUGAGGACGCUGGCGGUGAUGGUGGCAAGCGUAUUGACGAGGAUCUCGAUGAUACGGAUGGGAAUUGCGACGACGAUGGUGUUGGUGACGAUUACGAGGUGACGAGUGCGAUUACGGUGACGACGGGCAUCGGUGAUGAUGCGAUAGAAAAAAGAGUGCUGUUUGCUUGCGUAUGGAUUGUGACGAUUACGAUGAUCGCUGUGACGAUGAUUGGUGAUGGGGAUCGCUGUCGGGAUUGUCCCGCUGGUAAUGGAGUCGUGGAGUUGGUGAUCGUAGGUGCUUUGCUAACCGUAGAGGCGAUGGAAGUCGUGAUUAUCUACCCUCGUGGAGGUGUUUGGCCGGGAGGGCCUCCAAUACCAGUUCAGCAGGGCAGACCAGGGCAGCCAUUCCAGGCUUAUCAGUACCCGGGUCCAGGCCAGCCGACACAGGAACAACAACAACAGCAACAACAGCAAGGGUUCAGUGCACAGCAGGGAGGGUUUCCGACGCAAGGGCCACCUAAGCCUGUUCCCAGUGGAGGUGCAGGUUUCCCUCUUCAGAGGGGAGGGCCUCAAUAUGGACCCCCCCCUUCAGGGCUGCCCGGAGGUGCAAGUACACAAUCCUCGCCCCCAAUGGGCAGCAUGUCACAGUCUAUUCCGUCUGCUGCAAUGAAUGCUGCUGCUCCCAACACUGCCCCUCCUAUGUACAGAUCACCUGUCCCAGGCCCGGGACCAGGUUCAGCGCUCGCCAAUCGGCCUGUAGCAGCCUCAGCACCACCAUCUUCACAUUCCGGGACUUAUCCAAUGGCUCCUAUGCAUCAACAGCAGUUUGCAUCACCUCUGACGGGAGGUCCACUGUCUGUGCCAGGAGGCCCACCGUCUUUGCCAGGUGGUGCAAUGGGUAGUGGCAUUGGUCCUUCUCCAGGGCGCCCAGGUGCCCCUGGAUCGUAUCAGCAGCUAUCCCAUCCCAGCAUUCUGCGCCCGUCCUCACAACCAGCUCCUGCUAUGGGUCCGCCUCCUCCAGGCCCGCCUCAUACAGGACCACCUCACGCAGGCCCCCCUCUUUCCGGCCCUCCUUUAUCAGGCCCCCCAGGCCCUCCUCCCAUCGGUCCUGCUUCAGGCCCUCCCCCUACAGCUGUUUCCACUGCUGCUGCUGGCCCCCCACGUCCGCAGGUGUCCCCUUUUACGCCCUCACCAGCGCCCCCUCCCGUUGUAGCGCGUGGGGGACCUCAGCCUGCAGGACCUCCCCCAAUCACAGGUCCGACAGGUUCACCUGCACGGUAUCCUGGGGUUCCUCAGCAGCCCCCAUCCUUUCCAUCUGCGCCCGGCGGUCCACCCUCAACUGGAGGCAGUUCUCCGCCGUUAGGGGCCUCUUCUUUCGACCAGCGGGGGUAUCUUCAAGCUGGACCCUAUGGGCCCUCAUUGGUCCAGACACCACCUGCAACUGUUUCUAGGGCGUUGGCACAGCCACCUCUCCAGUACAACGACCCUUACUCUACUGGUGCACCUUCUGCGGGGCCAUAUGGUCAGCCAACUCCUGCUGCUCCUUCAUCAGGGCCAUUUGGUCAGCCAACUCCCGCUGCACCUUCGGCGGGGCCAUAUGGUCAGCCACCCCCUGCUGCACCUUCGACGGGGCCAUAUGGUCAGCCAACCCCUGCUGCACCCUCGGCAGGGCCAUAUGGUCAGCCAGCCCCUGCUGCACCUUCUGGGCCAUAUGGUCAGCCGACCUCCACAGGAACUGGUGUCGGUGGUUACUACCAAGGAGCUGGGCAGUAUGGCUACGGACCAAUGCAGAGGCAAGCGUUGAUUGAAGAAUUCCAAUCCCUCAGCAUUACACCUCCACCGGGUUCUUUGGAUGCUGGAGUAGAUCCAAGUCUGCUUCCAAGACCGCUGGAUGAUGAAGAGUCGUUACCACAGCCAGUCUCGUCAGCCAACUGUCGCCCGAAAUUCAUGCGGUUGACGUGCAAUGCGAUUCCGAACUCGCAGUCCCUGCGGGCGAGAUGGCACCUCCCGCUCGGUGCUUUCAUCCAUCCACUUGCCAAGCCUCCUCCUGGGGAGGAGGUUCCCAUCGUGAACUUUGGAUCGGUGAUCGUGAGGUGCAGGUCCUGUAGGACAUACAUAAAUCCUUUUGUGAAUUUCACCGAUGGUGGCCGCAGGUGGAGGUGUAAUAUUUGCGGCCUGUUGAAUGAAGUUCCUCCGGAAUAUUUUUGCCAACUUGGGCCUGACGGUCGGAGGCGGGAUGUGAAUGAACGGCCUGAGCUUCUAAAAGGAUGUGUCGAGUUCGUUGCGCCUCAGGAGUAUAUGGUCCGUGCACCGAUGCCGCCGGUCUACUUUUUCCUCAUUGAUGUAUCACAGCCAGCCGUUGCAUCGGGGAUGUUGCAGGUCGCUGUGGAUACAAUCAAGGCAUCCCUAGAUAAUCUUCCUGGUGACAUAAGGGUUCAGAUAGGCUUCCUGACGUUUGACAGCACACUGCACUUCAUUAACCUGAAGGCGUCACUCUCGCAGCCACAGAUGCUUGUGGUGGCUGAUUUGGAGGAUCCGUUUCUUCCUAUUCCGGAUGACUUGCUUGUUAAUCUCAGUGAGUCUCGCAAUGUUGUGGAGGCGCUGCUCAGUUCUCUCCCGUCUAUGUACCAGAACACUACCAACAUCGAGUCGGCCUUGGGUCCUGCGUUGCAGGUUACAUAUUCGGUAAUGAGUCAACUUGGAGGCAAGCUGCUCGUGUUCCAGAGUGGUCUUCCAUCGUUAGGUAUUGGAAGGCUGAAGCUGCGUGGGGAUGACUACAGGAUCUAUGGGACGGACCGUGAACAUUUUCUGCGUGGUGCCGAAGACCAGUUUUACAAGAGAAUGGCGGCGGACUGUUACCGUGUUCAGAUCAGUGUCAACAUGUAUUGCUUCUCCGACAGAUACUCAGACAUUGCCUCACUAGGAACCUUGGCCAAGUACACUGGUGGUCAAGUUUUCUACUAUCCUGCCUUCUCUGCACAGAGAGAUGGUGAAAGAUUUAGGAAAGAGCUCACAAACGACCUUGUGAGGGAGACAGGCUGGGAAGCCGUGAUGAGAAUUCGCUGUGGAAAAGGUGGAAAGAAGCGAUGGGUCUGGGUUAGAGUAGCGCUCUCACAGGUAGACGUGGUCUCUGGUUCAAAAAGAGGCAGUGCAAGUCUCCAAGUUUCCAUCAGGGGUAGCUCAUUCCGGUCCGGCCUUGGCUCGAGGCACAGAGGUCUACGCAUUUCGAGCUACCAUGGGCACUUCUUCAUCCGAAGCAGCGAUUUGCUUGCCUUACCUGCUGUGGAUUCGGACAAGGCGUGUGUGAUUCAGAUCAGCCAUGAGGAUACUAUUCUUUCAACACCAACGACUUAUUUGCAAAGCGCACUCCUGUACACAGCAUCGUGUGGCGAGAGGCGCAUCAGAGUGCACACAUCUGCUGUUCCUGUGGUUGACAACCUUGGAGAUUUGUAUCGUGCGGUGGACCUUGGUGCCACGGUAACAGCACUAGCUAAAGUUGGCGUGGAGAGAUCGUACACUUCACGGCUAGAGGAGGUGCGGACGAUGACUCAACAGAAGUGUGUAGCAGCUCUGAGGGAAUAUCGCAGCCUGUUUGCCAUGCAGCACCACACAGCAGGGAGGCUGAUCUUCCCAGAGAAUCUGCGACUGCUUCCGCUGUAUGUCCUUGCGCUGUGCAAAUCGCCAGCCCUUCGUGGCGGGUUCAUGGAAGUCGCAGCGGACGAGCGUUCAUUCGUUGGGUACGAAAUGAUGACCAUGUCUGUCGAGAGAACUCUGCGGUUGCUUUAUCCGACUCUGAGGAGGCUUGAUGACAUGUCUGCAGAGUGUGGAACGGCCGGCAAAGAUGGUAAACUCGUCCUACCUCCAGCGCUUCCUUUGGCGGCCGAAAAGCUGGAUGCGCACGGAGUCUAUCUUGUGGAUGAUGGCCUGAAGAUGUUCUUGUGGGUUGGAAGCAAGGCUUCAAGUGAAUUCCUGGGGCAAAUUCUAGAACCAGAAACUGUUGGAGCGGCGGACAAUAAUCGUUUCGAAGCGGCUGUGGCGGCAGCGGGGACUUCGGAGCCUGCGUCGACGGUGAGGCACGGUCGGACGACAUCGGCGAUCAACGCGACGACUUGUUGGACUCGGGUGGGAGGGGGGGGGKGGGCGAUGACGGGGGGUGCAGGGACCAGCGCUGCGGGGGGGUCUGGGGGUGCACAGUUCAACCCGCUGUCCGAGAAGGAGAUGGCGAAGCUGAGGCGGGGGAACAUUGUUUGGAACUUCGUCACAGCGGGGCAGUACGUCGGGGACCAGUCCAAGAUGCAUGGGGACCGAAAGUUGCGUUGCAACUUAUGCGGCCACAUAUUUCAGGGGGGGUCGUCGAAGGCCGCGCGCCGUUUCACGCAGUCGAAGUACUGCAAGGCUGGGGGGAUGAGAGUUCUCGUGGAACUUUGGAACGGCACGGACUACACGUUCGUGCCGUCCACUGCUCAGUGGGUGCAGAGGUGGAUGGCGGACGAGUGGAUACGGGACAUGAGACCGCCCACGGGUGCCCAGGAGAAGAGGGCUCGGCAGACGACAAUUGACGAGAUGCAUGCGAGGGAGAAGUUGGUCGAGUUCACAGACGCGUGGCUUCAGUGGGUCUACGUGAAGUUGCCAUUCAACGCCUUCCGUGGUUCGGAGUUCCAGAGGGUGCAGCAGGCGGCAGAGAGAGUGCCUCGCUCUAUCCAGUUCCGGUUUCCCUCCUACAGGGUUACAGCAGGCGCCGGUAUCCCUUUGCAGAGGGCGAAGGUGGCGACGAUGGUGAGCGAGGUGCGCGCCACUUUCCGGCACAACGGUGCCACCAUCCUCUCCGACGGGAGGAAGUCGCGCAGCGGCAAGCCGCUCGUGAAAUUUCUCGUCGGGGGCGCUAAUGGCGCCCUGCUAUACGCCACCAUCGCACGUGACGGGUCGGUCCGAGACACAGCGGACAUCGUGUACCGUAGGUGGUGGGCCAUCAUCUUGUCCUUUCCUGCAAAGGUCGUGAUCGGCUUCUGCACAGACUCCGCCAGUAACUAUACGGCGGCAGCGCGCAGAUUCGCCACUGAUCCCAAGCCCGACAUCAGGAGGAUCACUUGGCUCCUUUGCUCCACCCAUGUCUGUAACUUGAUGUUGUCUGAUAUCGGGACGCGAGUGGUGUGGGUCAAGGACACCAUCAUCCGCGCUCGAGCGCUUGUGCGAUUUAUUAAAUCGCACGGCGCCGGUCACACCUUGUUUAGGAAGGUGAGCCCUCACGUUCAGCUCGUCGAGCCCGUUGAGACACGGUUCGCAUCAGUUUUCCUGAUGCUCAUGUGUCGCAAAGGCCGACGAGACGCGUUGGAGAGCAUAUUGCACGGGGAUGCUUGGGCACGCAUCCCGUGGGAGCGCAAGCAUGUAUCGCAGGGGCAGUGGGUGCAGCAGCAGAUCCGGGACGCGAAGUGUUGGUGUUGUAUGCAGUACGCCAUCCUUGUCAUGUCGCACGUCCACCAGCUGUUGCGCAGGAUGGAUAGGGGGGGGAUGAUGAUGUCCGUGGUUUACGAGUGGAGUCGGCAUGUGCUGGAGUUGACGAGGAGGGUCGACGUGCUGGCGGACAUGAUCGAGCCGUGCGUGUCUGACGUUGCCAUCCGCAACCUCCACAUGCUAGAGCCCGCACAUGCUGCGGCCCACCUCCUCAACCCUCCGGAGAGGAAAUGGGUGGAGCACGAGCGCGUCAACACGGUGAGGCGCUGCAAGCUUGGGUUCACCAAGCUUGCACAGCUGGUUGAGAUUGCCACCAAUCUCAACGUGGCCUCGUGUGCACGGCAGGGUGGUGGCUACGUGUUGCCAUGGGUUAUGGGAACCGGUCGGGAGGGACAGCGGCAGCGGACGAGGAUGAGGAGGGAGACGUGGAGCCCGAGGUGUGGGGAGCGCGACCUGCUGGCAGUGUUCUCGAGGAGGAGAUUCAGCGGCAGAUUGUCGCUUUCCAUGACAACCGAUUGUCCAGAGCCCGUUCGGUUCGGGAUGUGUUCGGCAGCAGGGCGACAGAGCUGCGACCGUGGCCGGAGGGUGGGGAUGAUGUGGACACUGCUGCGGCAGGCGACGACAUCGACGACGACUGGACAGACGAUGAUGAACGAUGAUGACAAUCCGAUCAGUGGCGACCCGACGAUUGAUCAUGUGUACUUCACUUACGAUGGGAGUCGUGACGACAUGGAUUCAUUCACAUCACUUAUCACUGGUGAUGUGCUGUCGACCUCACGAGCGAGUGGCAGCAGCAGAGCCGGUGGUGGUCGUGGUGGACGUUCAAAUGCGGAGGUUGGCGUCGACGACUCGGGGGAGCAGCAGCCACAGGGAGGUCUUCGGCAGACAGGCAGGCGUUGGGAGGUUAGGAGCGACAGCGAGGCCGAGGAGGAGGCCGAGGAUGAGCGGGUGUCCCUUCAGGAUCGUGCUUCUCUCCCUCCCAUCAUCAUAGCGUUGUACAUCCCGAGGCACUUAAUCGGUUGGAGAGGGCUCGAUGGGGGCUUGGGAGAUUUUAGUGUCGAGGGACAUCGAGGUGCCUUACCGUCGGAGGUGCACACCGACGGGGACCCUGAUGAGACUGAGGAGGAGAGGGGUGCCCGUUUGGACCGAGAGGAGCGGCCAGGGAGUUUGCCACAGUGUGAGGAUCGGUUCGCGUAUCUUGACGAGCAGCGGCGGCAGAGGGAUUUGGAGACAGGAGGGGCGGGAGGCCGUGACGACGACGACUCGGGUGUCCCUGAGGAGGCAGUGCAGGGAAAUUUCGUUGAUGAGGGGCAGGAUAUUUUGGGUGGUGGGUCAGGUGGUGGACGACGCAGCGACGGGGAGACCGCGUGUGACCAGGGGCAGGAUGUUGUCAUGGGCGUUGGGUUCCCUCGUGGGGGGCGUGGCGACGACGAGACCAUGGGUGAUGAGGCCAUUGAUGGGCAGGGUACCGCCAUGUGUGGCAGGGGAGAGGGUGGACCCGAUGGAGAUGGGAAUACCGCGGGUGUCGGGGGAGACGAUGGACCGGACGGAGGUGAUGACGAUGACCACGGUCCCGAGGACGAUGCGUACAGGCUCUCCUUGGUGUUGAGGGACCCCACAAUACCUCCCUUGCGCCCUGACGACUCAGCGCGCACUUUCUUCGACGCCGACGCUUUGGCGCAAGUGUUGACGGAUGACCCUUUCGCACACAUGAGCCGCAAGAGCGGCAAGAGGCAGGGCCUUGGGAGGGUAUAUUCACCGCUGCCGUUCAUGGUGCAGAGCCCUCGCUGGUCCGGUUCGUCGCUCAGCGAUGUGAAAGGGAGUGUAGGAUCGAUGCCUCCACGGGCCGCACGGACUCCGGAGGCCGGGGUCGAUGUCGGGGACCAGACGGCGGCAUCCGGAGUUGUGCACAGUGGCGGUUUCUCGCCGACAGUCCAAGGUGGUGUGGGUGGCGAAUGGUCAGCUGUUCGUUGGGUCGGGGACCGGUUGUGGGUUGAUUACGACGCCGGGAGCAGCGUCUUCACGGGACGCACGCCAGUUCAGACACAGGCUGCAGAGGGUGGGUCCGGACGACCGAGCCUGCAGAUGGCAGGCCGCAUGCUCGGUUUGUCACGAGCGGAGACGAGGAGAUCAUUGGUCCUCGAGGCCGCAGGGACAUCCACGGACAUGCUGCGGGGACAUCAGUACACAUCGGGCGAGGAGGGGUUGUUGAUGCAUCCCGGGCCGAGAGGACAGUGCAGCCUCUCGGAGGUUGAGGCUCGACUCGCGGCCGCAGGGACAUCCACGGGCAUGCUGCGGGGACAUCAGUACACAUCGGGCGAGGAGGGGUUGUUGAUGCGUCCCGGGCCGAGAGGACAGUGCAGCCUCUCGGAGGUCGAGGCUCGACUCGCGGCACAGAGAAAAGAGAACAAUGUGUCGGCCCGAGUUAUGGCGAUCGUAGAGAGCAGAAGAGAGGGAAUGGUGGUGCAGCCCCCGUGCAUUGUUGUGCGACCGGGAGAUCGUUGGGAACCUGUUGUGCAGCACCUGUUGGUAGAGGAUCGCACCGCUGCUGGGCCCAGCUAUAUGGAGUGGAUACUCAGCGUGCACAAGCAAGUGCAGCACAAAGGAUGAUUGAAUUCCAGGCGCUGAUUAUGUUCACAGCCAAACUUCCAUGAGGCAGGUACAUUCUCUUGUGUGCUUUCGGAUGUCGACGACAAUCAUUGGGAUGAAGUGCAGAAAGAAUAUGGAAUAUGGAAGUCACUAUCUAGCCUGGCAAAGGUAUCCGGCUUUCAAUGAAGUGCACAAGCCCAGUGGUUCACCAAACACUGUCGGACUCACAGUAUUUUCACUCUCUGGUAAGAAUGUCAGUGAACAAUGGGUGGACUGACGAGGCUAAACCGUCAGCGCUGACACACCUGCCUGCCAUUCGAUCUUACAUCCAAACAGCGUAUAUGAGAGAUGCUUAGAAAAAUUCAGGUUGCGUCAACUGGAGAGUUUGCGGGGAUGGAGGGGGGGAGGGUAGUCAGGAAUUUGGGGGGGAGGGGGGGAGUUGAGGGGCGUCAGGAAGUUGUUGCUGGCGUUUUAUGCGUGCGUCAUUAAGGUUUUUGAAAGGACUAAAGCACUUCGGGGGUUGGUAGCUAGGCCAAGGUGAGUCAGCCGUCUGAUUCGUCCGCAUGAUGAAUACGACGACGACCUGCAAAUUUUGCACAUGCCGUCGACGAUGGCCUGCAAAUUUUGCACAUGCGACGAUGCCCUGCAAAUUUUGCAACCUAAUCUGGCAAAAAUCUAAACGGUGUUGAAUUGGUGGUCGUCCUUAACUGUAUUUUUGCCUGAUUGGUUCAUCCUCGGGUUGAGGCCGGUGGCUUGUCUCACCUGAUUGAUUAACCUCUGGCAGUUCUCACAGAACCCGAGGAAACCUAAUCUGGCAAAAAUCCUCGGGUUAAGGCUUUCUCACCACAAGCACAAGAUGUCCUUCUGCGGACCUCUGGCAGUUCUCCCAUCACACAUGAUGUCCACACAGCCAACCAGAGGACCGUACAUCCGAACCAAGUCCCCUGGUUAACCUGCAGAUCAUCAGGAUGUACUGGUGAUUGCAUUGUGUGAUUGACAGAGGCCCGUUCACCCUAGCUGGCUGGUGUAGAGAGAUGGGGAAUAUGUUUUGUCAUUGCUUGUUUUGUAGCUAAAUUCAUUGAUCCCUACUGUGGCUGCACAUCACAAUUGAUUGAGGAAGUUGGCCUGUAAUUCUUUGAGAGAGAAGGACAGUGGUGCCUGCUUGCUUUUCUUUUCUGAGACGGUGCUGGCCAUGCUGGUUGAGCUCUUUCUCGUGUGGAACGGAUGGAAUAAGAGUCGACGACCAAAAGAGACGAGAACGAAGGUAGGUUGCAAUGGAAAGGAUAAAGUGUGGACUAUGAUGGCUGAACAUGAGCGAAGGAUGAAGGUAGGUGAUGAUAGAGCGGGUAAGGAGGUCGUGAAUCGUGAUGGAGCUUGAGCAAGAGGUCUUGGGAGGAAAUCGGCGAGGUGGUUGGAUAGGUAAGGGAAGUGCAUUCCCUCUCAUACAGUUCUCUUAGAGUUUCGUCCAAACGGAUCGAUUUUGGGCAAACUAACAGACGUUUUUUGUAUCUAUAUGGGUUUUACAGCUUUGCGCUUGCAGGCAGGAGAGGUUCCUGGGUGCCGAGGGACAGGCACGGGAAGGGUGAAUGGCUGGCUGGAUAGAUACAGAAGGGGGUGGCAUGGGGCGGACGGAGGGGUGGGGGAAGGGCGAGUGGCUAUCGAAUCUGUUUGCCCUUGUUCUUCAAAGGUUUACGAGAAGCAAGCAGUAGCUUGCUUGAUUGCAGAGCAAGGAGAGAGUGUGGAAAUAAGUGGGUGGUUCUUCGUAUUUGCUGGGACUUGCUGCGAGUGUGCGGACCUUUUUCUUUUUUCUUCAUGUAAUAAGAAUUUGAUUGGCAAACUUUAAUACCUUUCUAUUCUUACCCUUUCAUGGAAGUGAUUUGGAAGGCGUGCGUUAAACAUUUGGUGUGUGGUGUCUCUGGGGAUGGUUGAGUGAGCAUGUCGGGCUGCAUUUCGUUAAAGUCUAUGAUAUCUAUAAUGGUCUGCUUUUCCAUUUCUAUUUGGCGCAAGUGCUUUGGAAGCCGCAGAUCAAACUAUUGCUGUGUGUGGUGUCUCUGGGGCUGGUUGACUGAGUGUUUGGGGUUAUACUUCGCUCAAGUCUAGGAUACCUUUCUGUAAUGGUCUGCUACUUAUAGUUCUUAGCUGAGGUGCAAGGAGGUCAGGUUUGUGUUGCUUCUAUUCUGUGCAAAAGGCGGGCAGCUUUCGCGCCCUUCGCAAUUGGAUGAUAAACGAGUUGCGCAGUGGAGGCGGGAAGGGCACAGGUGGGGGUGAUGUGGACGAUGCUGGUGGAGCAGUGACGGGUAGAUGGGCAAGGGAAUCUUCUUGGAUAUCAACAUUGCAGAGGCAAAACUAGAAUCUGAGAGUUUCUCGAGGGCUCAUGGAGAACUGGGCAUAGAGUACAGAGAGAGCAAAUGUAUGACAUGUCGCUGUGAGGGCGGUGGUUGCUGGGAAAGAGGGAGGAGGAUUUGCUGGAUGUGUGUGUGUGUGUGUGUGUGUGUGUGUGUGUGUGUGUAGGAUUGGUUUGCCUCAGUGUUAUAUGCAGCAUUUGGCCAUAGUUCCUGCAGGUUGGGAAUGAGUGGUUAUUGUCUUUUCGACUCGUAUUUACUCUGGCGCUGAGGUCGGAUGCUGAUUGGCCAAAUCUUGUUAGUUCAAUUUUGAUUAAGAAUUCGUGGAUUCUCUCUCUCUCUCUCUCUCUCUCUCUCUCUCUCUCUCUCUCUCUCUCUCUCUCUCUCUCUCUCUCUCUCUCCUGAGUGAAAUAUGUUUUAGAAAGGCAUUAUAGACUCAAAGGUCACGAGCGACAAAAUGUCACACAAAAACACAAAAGUUGUAUGUACUUUGUGUGUGGUUUCAAACUCGAGCCUUGACAUGAGCGCAAAUGAGAUAGGAAUUACUUAACAUCGAACAAAACUUGGGCCAGCUC
Chara braunii is the source of this 11404-nucleotide messenger RNA. Lineage: Eukaryota; Viridiplantae; Streptophyta; Charophyceae; Charales; Characeae. The record is from the annotation of a GenBank genome assembly.